This is a messenger RNA of Cydia amplana, 547 nucleotides long. RefSeq lists its product as uncharacterized. Gene Ontology annotation, molecular function: serine-type endopeptidase inhibitor activity. The transcript is spliced from 2 exons. The record is from RefSeq and is a predicted model, not a curated record. Lineage: Eukaryota; Metazoa; Arthropoda; Insecta; Lepidoptera; Tortricidae. Bases 86 to 547 code for a protein of 153 amino acids.
UAAAAUUUGAUCAUUAACACUGCGUUUCUUGAUAAUUUGAAAUAUCUACAGAACGUUCGUAGAUAAGAUUCUAUACUAGAGAAAAAUGAAGAAAUUUUACUGUUUUAUUUUUCUUACGUGUGUUAUUUUAAAAGUAUUAGCAGUACCACCUUCCAUAUGCCGCGCCGACUUCCGCUGGGAUGACUGCGGCAAGCCCCCCAAAGCGGUCAUGUACUACUGGAAGCAGGGCUCCCGAUGCGAGAUAGGCCUCUGGAAAGGCUGCGUGCCCAACCCGAACAUGUUCGCCGACGAAUACGAAUGCAUCAACACCUGCGUGUUCGUCGACAAACCUUCGGUGCGAACUGAAAGCGAGGAACCAGAAACGGAAGCUCCUACAACUGUGGAUAAUAGUACUGCCGAUGAUGUUACUGGUAGUAGUAAUACUACUGAAACCGUUGAAAAUAGUACUACAGAAGCUGCUGGUAACGAAACUCAAGGCAAUGGUACGACCGCUGCAGGUGAAACUACUACAGAUACAACCACCCCUGCCUCAGAAAAACCCGAGUAA